Messenger RNA from Xenopus tropicalis (tropical clawed frog), 1799 nucleotides. RefSeq names its product protein disulfide isomerase family A member 2 (gene pdia2). The record is from RefSeq and is marked provisional. Lineage: Eukaryota; Metazoa; Chordata; Amphibia; Anura; Pipidae. Gene Ontology annotation, cellular component: endoplasmic reticulum lumen. Gene Ontology annotation, biological process: cell redox homeostasis.
GAUUUGUUUUGGCUUGCCAGUCAAGCACCAGGUAUAUCCGCCAUGAGGUGGCUCACUGUGCUCCAGCUCUGCCUUCUGUGCACGUUUUAUACCGUGGCGCUUGGCCAAAAUGCGACUUCUGAGGAACCCACGAAGAACUCAAGCGAGGAGGAGACAUCAGACGAGCUUCUGGAAGAGGACAACGUCUUGGUUCUAAACAAGAAGAACUUUGACAAGGCCCUUGAGACCUAUAAAUAUCUCCUAGUGGAGUUCUAUGCUCCUUGGUGCGGUCAUUGCCAAGAGCUUGCUCCAAAAUACGCCAAGGCGGCGGAGAUCCUGAAGGACAAGUCAGAAGAAGUGAGGCUGGCUAAAGUAGAUGCCACCGUAGAAUCUGAACUGAGCACGGAGUUUAAUGUGAAUGGGUAUCCCACCCUGAAAUUCUUUAAAGGUGGAAACAGAACGGGCCACAUCGAUUAUGGAGGAAAGAGGGACCAAGAUGGCUUGGUGAAGUGGAUGCUGAGACGUUUGGGGCCGGCAGCCAUUGUGCUUGAUAAAGUAGAAAGUGCUGAGAAAUUCACCAGCUCCCAAGAAUCUCCAGUGAUUGGUUUCUUCAAGAACCCGGAAGAUGCCGAUAUCAAAAUAUUUUAUGAAGCUGCGGAGCUUAAUGAAGACUUCACUUUUGCCCUGGCCCACGAUGCAAAACUGUUUGAGAAAUUCGGAGUGACGGAAGACACGGUCAUCUUCUUCAAAAACUCUGAGGAGAAGCCUGAGUUUAAAGUUGAUGAAGACCUUGGAUUAGACAAAGAUGAGCUUUCCAAGUUCCUCAAGAUAAACAACAUCGACCUCGUCACAGAAUACAGCGCUGAGACUUCCGAUAAGAUUUUUGCUGCCCAGAUCCCCAACCACUUGCUGCUUUUUAUCAAUAAGACUGAGGAUUCCCAACUGGCGCUGUUGGAACAUUUCCGCAAAGCGGCGACCCAUUUUAAAGGGAAAAUCCUCUUCGUUUUUAUCGACUCCGACGGCGGUUUUUCUUCGGUCCUUGAGUAUUUCGGGCUGAAAUCAUCGGACGUUCCAACCCUCCGAUUUAUAAACCUGGAGUCGGUGAAGAAGUACGCGUUCGAUGCCCCGGAAAUCACGGAAGACACUAUCCAAACAUUCUGCAGGACUGUCCUUGAGGGAAACGUCAAGCAAAACCUCAUGAGUGAGGAAAUCCCGGCCGAUUGGGAUAAGAAUCCAGUGAAGGUUCUGGUGGGGAAGAACUUUGAAGAGGUGGCGUAUGAUGAAAGCAAGAGUGUGUUUGUAGAAUUCUAUGCCCCUUGGUGCUCUCACUGCAAAGAGCUGGAACCAGUCUGGGAAGAACUAGGGGAAAAGUACAAGGACCACGAGAGCGUUAUCAUCGCCAAAAUGGACGCCACCGCCAACGAGAUCGAUGGGCUCCGAGUACGAGGAUUCCCCAACCUGAGGUUUUUCCCUGCGGGCCCCGGGCGCAAGAUGAUUGAAUAUACAAAGGAAAGGACCGUUGAGCUGUUUUCGGCCUUCAUUGACAGUGGGGGGGUGCUGCCCGAGGAGAAAGUGGAAAAGGAUGCUGAAGCAGAGGAGAGCAAGGAAGUGGCGGAGGAAGACAAAGGAAAGGAUGAGUUGUAACCCUGUGCUAUGGGAUAAAGUGCCCCGCUGGGAGCCAAUGGCUUGUGUAAAUGACCAGUCAGUCGGGGGCCCCCCGGCCCUUGCCCCGCCCAAUGCUCAGGCACAACUAGGAUUUGUAUUCUUCAUUUGUUGCUGUUACCAAAACAUUUUUGACAUUAAAGGACACUUUUAUUUAA